Messenger RNA from Vavraia culicis subsp. floridensis, 632 nucleotides. RefSeq lists its product as uncharacterized. NCBI's taxonomy places the organism in Eukaryota, Fungi, Microsporidia, Pleistophoridae. The transcript has a single exon. Bases 1 to 609 code for a protein of 202 amino acids. The record is from RefSeq and is a predicted model, not a curated record.
AUGGUACAGAAUGUGCAGGCAGAUGAGGUGCGUGUGCAGCUACAAAAGCAGGGCUUUUCCAAUGAGCUGAUAGAAGAGGCGUUGGAGAACACGGCAAGUGUAGACCUCGAAAUACUCCUUGAUUAUAUCGAGGAAAAGAUGUGCAAAAUGGAUAAUCGUGAUGAAAGGAAUGUGUUAGAGACAAAGGAGGACAGGGAACGUAAGAAGAAGUUAGAGGAGCUAAAAAGGCAGAAGGAGUUGAGGCAGCAGGAACGAUUGCAUUUGAAGAAGCUGCGCGAUCAAAUCAAGGCAGAUAGAAUCGAAUUGGAACAGGAGAAGAAAAAAGAGAGGGAGCAGGACGGUGUUGAAAAGACUGUAGAGAUGAAGCCGGUUGUUGGUCCUGAUGAGUGCUCCAUCACCGUUUUCAAUUUAGAGAAUGGCGAAUCCUUUGACGUAAUCAUGAAAAAAGAUGAGUCGGUGUCGAAUCUAUUGCGGGAGAUUGAAGGCAAAGUAGGAUUGGCAGAUCCUGAAAUAUUUCUGGGUGAUGAUCUUGUGGAGGAUGACAGGAAGAGCUUGGAUGAGCACGGAUUAUAUCCCUUCGCUACGCUUAUUAUAAAGAACGCGGAGUAAUGAUAAUUAAAAUAGUUUGUUGC